Nanorana parkeri is the source of this 10041-nucleotide messenger RNA. RefSeq names its product myosin XVA (gene MYO15A). The transcript is spliced from 68 exons. The record is from RefSeq and is a predicted model, not a curated record. NCBI's taxonomy places the organism in Eukaryota, Metazoa, Chordata, Amphibia, Anura, Dicroglossidae. Gene Ontology annotation, molecular function: ATP binding; cytoskeletal motor activity; protein binding. Gene Ontology annotation, cellular component: cytoskeleton; myosin complex. The coding region runs from base 1 to 10041 and encodes 3346 amino acids.
AUGGGGGGCAAAAAAGGUGAUGCGAAGCCGGCAAAAAAAGGUGGCGGGAAGGAGCCCCCUGCGCCUGCAAAGAGCGAGGCUAAGGGGAAGAAUGACAAAAAAGGAGGGAAAGAUAAAGAAAAGGACAACAAGAAAAAGGGAAGGGAUGCCAAGAAGGGAAAGAAAGCACCUCCCCCAGCCAAGAAGAAGAGGAGCUUAAAGACAACCUCAAAACUGUUUAUGAAAUUUAAGCAACUGAGGCCAAGACCAUCCAAAAAGGGGAAUUUUAAAGCGGCCUCGAAACUCUUCAUGGGCUUCAGGAAAAAGUUUGCUGCUUCAUCAAUGUUGGAUAAGAAAAAGAAGUCAGCAGCCAUGCUGAAAAAUACUUCAAAGCUCAUGAUGGGUUUAAAGAGAACGUCAAAGAAGCAACUGCCAAAACCACCCGAUAGCUCCAAACCGAAGCCUUCGUUUAUGCUUAUCAGAUUGGGGGGCAAUGCUCCAAAAACAGAACCGCAAGACAAAAAAGGCCCGAGUAAGCUGUUUGGAGGCCUUUUUAAUAGGAAGAAGGCUAAGUUAAAGUUCAAACCUAAAGCUAAAGUGCUUACUAAAGUGUCUGCAGCUGCGAGUUGGUUAACCAAAAGAUUUCUGUCCAGGAAAAACAGGCAUUUCCAUGACGAGAAAGCUAUACAGGAUGAUUGGCUGACUAGAAUGGGUGUCCAGAAACUGCCUUUUCCUUCAGAGGAGGAGCUUCAAAGAUACAGGGCCAACAUAAAUCGGUUCCCUGGUGCUCACAGGUUCUAUGGCCAAAAUGAGGAUGUAUAUGGUCAUCCUAAGAACUCUGAAGCCUACCGACACCAGCGAUUUCCAACUCAAAGAUACCUGCAAAGUGGACCAGGGAGGCAUGAUGACCCAUCAGCUGGCUAUUAUGAUUACCAAGAUGAGGAAUACGGGCUUGAUAAUUAUGGAUAUCCUAAUGAGGAAUAUGACUAUCCCUAUGACCAAGAUGGACAGUAUACCCAAUAUUGUGGAACAGAUGAGGAAUAUUAUGACUAUUCUGGGUACCCUAUGGAAGAAGAUUACACUUCAUAUCAGGAGAACAUGGAAUAUUACGACGAGGAGAGUCAUCUCCUUAAAAGUCAGAAUAACUAUUUUGAUUAUGAGGCUGACGUCCAUCACCCACAGACUGCCUAUUCUUCUUAUGGCUAUGAUGAAACUGCAAUAGACUAUUCAGGGGAUCCACUGAAUCCUUAUGACCAAAGUGAAAAUGAAGAUGACUCAUACGAAUACUUCAAUGGACAAGAUCCGUAUUCUGAAAUGGAAGAAGCAGAUGAUUACAAUGCAUUUGGUAUAAUGGGUCGAGGUACCUACAGUACAUCCCCAUAUGCAGAACCUUUAAACCCCUAUGCCCAACCCUUGGAUUACAUAAUAGAACAUGAGGACUCAUGUGCAAUGCCAGAAUACAGUGACCAAUUUGAUGGUCAGGAUAUGGAAGAUGAAAAUUCUGCUAUUUUAUCCCGAAACAGGAAAUAUAAGCUGUUUCCAAGACCUCAGGUAAAACUUUUUGGCCGAGAGAGACUAGAUGUUCCAUUGCCUCCAUCUCCUCAUAUAUCGUUUACAGAUUAUGAUGAAGAAGAGGAAGAAGAAGGAGAAGACGAGCCAUUGUUAGGCCGUCGGCAGCCUGAACAUUCAAGACAGUCUGCUGCAAAAUCCCUUUUUGCAAAGUCAGCCCAAAGAAGCUAUGGUCAGCAGUAUGCAAGAGGUGUUCAAAAGCUGCUUUCAUCAAAACCAAUGGGAAGAAAAUUAAACCCCCCUCAAGACUAUUACCAAGAGUCGGAUUCUCAGGACUACUCCCCUAGAGCAUUUGGUAGUCCAUUAGGACAGUUUAUGAAAAGGACACUUCCUAAGCCAAUCUUAAAGCGCAAUGAUAGUCAAUCACAAAGGCACCCUGUUUCUCCACCACCUAGAAAUCCAUUUGCAGAUACUUCCUUUGCCAGAGCACCUUCUCCACAACCACCUGUAAAACAUGUUAGAAUCCCGAGCCCCAUCGAUAAUUACCACGAUGCUGAACAACCUAUGAUGCGGCAACUAGAAGCCUUGCAAAGAGAUUUAGACAAUGAGAGGUCCUCUCCUUUACCAUACCAUAAACGAUUUGGCCACAAGUUGACUGGAAUGAACACAUCAAAUUUCCCAAGAACAAAUGGGGUUUUAACAUCUAACAACAAUACAGCCUGGACCACUCCAGCCAGGUUCUUCGUUCAGACAGAGAGAUCGUUCACCUUCACCUCCAAUGAACAAAGCUCAUUUUCAAAGGCCUCCUUCUCCAACAAGGACAACACAUUGGGCUUCAAACUCUAUUACUCCAACUCCAUCUCCUGUGCUAACCACUCUCAUCCAAGGUAUCCUCAACCAAGGGAUCAAUAUAUGGGUUAUGGACCUCCAAAACAACCAGCAAUGGGUUAUGGACCUCCAAAACAGUCAGCAAUGGGUUAUGGACCUCCAAAACAGUCCGCAAUGGGUUAUGGACCUCCAAAACAACCAGCAAUGGGUUAUGGACCUCCAAACCAACCACCAAUGGGUUAUGGACCUCCAAAACCACCAGCUGACUUCUACGAAGGCGACUUUGAAGAUCCUGUGGGAAGAUAUGCUGUAGUAAUGCCCCAAGUUCACAGAAUGGAUGCAUUCAGAGGGCGGGGUAGUCCUCGGGGUAGCCUUAGAGGUAGCCUACGGGGGAGCGUACGAAAGCCACCCUUUCCGAGACAACCUUUAGGGAGCUUUCAGGGGAUGCCCGGUAUAAGGGCCCCUAACACAUCUAUUCAUCCACCAUGGACUGAGACACUAAGAAGGGGCUCACGCAGAGCCAAGGAAAAGGUCGCCAGCUACCUUGCACAUGGAAGCAUGAGAUCCCAGAGAGGCAGGCAGCAGAUGGCUGGAAAAGGGCCCGGACUGCAGUUUGAUGACAAGAUGCAGCCCAUGCGGAGCUCGCAGUACCCGGGGCCGAGCCAAGAGCAGGAUGAGAAUGUUGUCCAGGAUAUGACACAGCUGGAGGAUCUACAGGAAUUGUCAGUUCUUAACAACCUCCAUAAGAGGUUUGAUCGAGAUCUGAUCUAUACAUUUAUUGGUAGCAUCCUCAUCUCCUUAAACCCUUACAAGAUGCUGAAUAUUUAUGGGACGGACCAUGUGCUGCACUACGAAGGGAGAGCCCUGGGAGAAAAUCCUCCGCACCUUUUUGCUAUCGCAAAUGUUGCUUACACCAAACUAAUGGAUGCCAAACACAACCAGUGUAUUAUCAUUAGCGGGGAAAGUGGAUCUGGUAAAACGGAGGCCACAAAACUCAUCCUGCGUUACCUGGUAGCGGUUAACCAGAGGCGCGGUGUCACGAACCAGAUUGAGAUUCUAGAGGCCACACCUCUGCUGGAAUCUUUCGGAAAUGCCAAAACAGUCCGAAAUGAUAACUCCAGCCGCUUUGGCAAAUUUGUGGAGAUCUACCUGGAGGAGGGUAUAAUUUGUGGUGCCAUAACAUCCCAAUACCUGCUUGAAAAAUCCAGAAUUGUGUUUCAGGCCAAAAACGAGAGGAAUUACCACAUUUUCUAUGAGAUGCUGGCAGGACUCCCAGGUCAACAAAAGCAACUUUUCUACCUGCAGGAUGCAGAAACGUAUUACUACUUGAAUCAGGGAGGAAACUGUGAGAUACCAUCCAAAAGCGAUGCAGAAGAUUUUCGGAGGCUCCUUUACGCCAUGGAAUCCCUCAGCUUUAAUGGCGAGGAUCAGGACAGCAUCUUCCGAAUCCUGUCCUCCAUCCUGCACUUGGGCAAUGUCUACUUUGAGAAAUACGAGACUGAGUCUCAGGAAGUAGCUUCAAUAGUGAGUGCGAGUGAGAUCCGUGUGGUGUCCGAACUCCUCCAGAUAUCCCCCGAGGGACUGCAGAAAGCCAUCACCUACAAAGUGACGGAAACCAUGAGAGAGAAGAUCUACACUCCGUUGUCGGUGGAUAGCGCUGUCGAUGCCAGAGAUGCUAUUGCCAAGAUUUUAUACUCCCUGCUCUUCAGCUGGCUGACAGACAGAAUUAAUAAGCUGGUAUAUCCCCGACAAGAUGCACUUUCCAUCGCUAUACUGGAUAUCUAUGGCUUCGAGGACCUCAAUUUUAACAGCUUUGAGCAGCUUUGCAUUAACUAUGCUAAUGAAUACCUGCAAUUCUUCUUCAACAAGAUCGUGUUCAGAGAGGAGCAGGAGGAAUACAUCCGAGAGCAGAUUGAUUGGAGAGAGAUCUCCUUCAACGAUAACCAAGUAUGCAUAGAUCUUAUUUCACAGAAGCCCUAUGGAAUCCUGAGAAUACUGGAUGACCAAAGCUGCUUCCCACAGGCCACAGACCACACGUUUCUCCAGAAGUGUCACUAUCACCAUGGAACCAACGAAUUGUACUGCAAACCAAAGAUGCCGCUACCUGAGUUUGGGCUCAAACACUUUGCCGGGAAAGUCACUUAUCAGGUGCACAAAUUUUUGGAUAAAAACUAUGAUCAAGUCAAGCAAGACGUCCUGGAUCUUUUUGUGACUAGUAAAAUCAAGGUAGUGGCCAACCUGUUCUUCACCCAUGCACAGGUGCUAUCGCAGCAAAAAACCAUGAUGGGAAAAAGCAGCACUGUCACCAGAAAGUUUAAGGCGCAGACAGUGGCAGCCAAGUUUCAGCAAUCCCUCCUGGAACUGGUGGAAAAAAUGGAGAGGUGCAACCCUUUCUUUGUUCGCUGCAUCAAACCCAACAGCAAAAAGGAGCCUGGGAUGUUCGAGGCUGAUAUUGUGGUCAGUCAGCUGAAAUACGCCGGGAUCUUAGAGACCAUUCGCAUUCGGAAGGAGGGGUUCCCUGUUCGUAUCCCAUUCCACAUCUUCAUAAGCAGGUAUCGCUGUGUUAUGGACCUGGGACGUAAUAUCCAUGCGGAUGGACAGAUAUGUGUGACCUUGCUGAGGAAAUUGUGUCCUUCUGUAACUCCCAGUUUGUUCUGCAUUGGGGUCAGCAAGCUUUUCAUGAAGGAGAAUCUCUACCAGCAGCUGGAAAGUAAACGGGACCAACUGAUGAACAAGGCAGCAGUGACUCUACAGCGCUACAGCCGCGGGUACCUCACCCGGAAACGUUAUACCACCCUGAGAUACCGGAUCAUUAACCUGCAGGCGCUGGCACGUGGCUUCCUGGCUAGACGUAAGUUUCAGAACUAUCGGAAGAGUCUACAGAAGUUCAGAGCAGUGGUCCGUAUGUACGUGAACCGGAGGAGAUUCCUGAGGAUAAAGGCUGAGGCCCGCAGGCUGGCUGAAGAGGAACGCAGGAAGGCAGAGCAGGAACUGACUAAAAGAGAAGUGUUCAAUGUGACUCAUCUGGAGAUCCCAGCCGAACUGGCCGGACUCCUCCGCACAGCACCAGCCCAGAUAAACCUCUUGGUGCAAUGUGUUGUACCCGCUUACUCGCCCAGGGUCCAGGUGGGCACUCAACUCAAUCUGCCACUCGACAUCAACAAUUACCCCAUGUUCAAAUAUGUGCGGGUUUUCUUCAGGGAGCCUCUGUUUGGCAUGUUGACAAUGAUCCUUGGAUCUUCUCUGCUUCCAGUGGAGGAUGAUUUAAAACCACAGGCUAUUACUGCCUUCAAACUGGUAUUGAAGUUCAUGGGGGACCCGUUCCUCAAUGAGGUCCAGGAAAUUGUGUUUGGAAAUUAUGUCAUCCAGAAGUGCUUGUCUAAUGUGGGGCUGAGAGAUGAGAUAUUGGCCCAAAUAGCCAAUCAGGUGUGGCGGAACACCAACCCCAACAAUGAAGAGCGUGGCUGGUACCUACUGGCUUGUUGUCUCAGCAGCUUUGCACCAUCUCCAAACCUGGACAAAUAUCUCCUCAAGUAUGUAUCAGACUUUGCUUACAAUGGAUAUAAGCCUGUAUGUCAGCAUAAGCUCAUCCUCGCGAUCCAAAAAUCCCAGCAGGGCUCGGAGACAGCAAGGACCUUUCCUCCAUGCUUAUUAGAAUGGACCGCGAGCCGGGAGAGGGCCAACAUGGCUCUGGAGAUCUCCUGCUUUGACGGUACAAAGAUUCUGUGCCCCAUCCAUUCAUGGAAUGAUGGAGAAGAGUUAGCAGGAGAUGUCCUCAGGCACAGGGGGGUGAUGGAGGGAUGGCGAGGCUGGUCGUUGUCUAUUAAAGAUGGCGGUCAAUGGUCGGAGCUGGCUGGUCAUGAUUAUGUCCUAGAUUUGAUUUCAAAUGUGGAGCUGCCCGGAGAAUUCCCCAAGCAAAAGUACUUCAUCACUUCCGAAGGGGUUCGUGAAGGUACAGAGCAGCGCAAUGUAGUAUUUGGGAACGGCUCCAACAUGGAUGAAGAGGUACCACCACCUCCGAUGAUGAAAGCCCCUUCCUUACCAACUCAGGGGAUCCCUGAUUCUGAGGGGUAUUACAGUCAUGAUUCAGAUACACUCAGUGAACCUCCAUCACAGAAAGGCAUGGACCAUUAUCUGGACAGUCUGUUUGACCCUGUCCUGUCUUAUGGCAAUGGGGAUCUGGAGAAGCUGACGGCCAUGUCCCAGAAGAUGAAGGGCGGAGGGGGUGUUGGAGGGAGGGAUGGCGCUGAGGUCCCAGGAAAGUCCAACAUGCCGGAGGAAGGAUCCCACCGUACAGGUAUGGAUCCAAGUAGGUACACUCAACAACAAGCUUAUAUCAACCAGCAAGCCAUGAUACUGGCACAGCAGAUGACCUUGCAGGCCAUGGCCAUUCAACAACAAAUGGUUAACAGCUCUACGACCGAGCCCCCACUUGGCACAGGGCCUCAGCCCAGCGUUAGCACUCCAUCCAGUCGCGGCAGUUCAUACAGAGUGACUCCAACAGUGGCUCCAAUGCCAAGGACUGGGGUACCAGCCCAGAACAAUUCUGUCAAUGGAUCACCUCCCUACAGGACUCGUACCUCCCCCACCAGAGAGGGCUCAUUCAGUCAAAGGCCAGGUCCUUCUACCCGUAUGAGGCCAGAAGAACUCAUUCCUCACUCCACUCUGAAUUCUGAGCAUUUUCCUGAACCCUCACACAACAUCAAGGAUAUCAUUAGUCAGUACAAGCAGCCAGGCGCUGUGCGGCCCGCACCUAUACCUGUAAGGAAGGAGCCUACACGAGCAUUUGGGCGGAAGCUGGACCCCCAUGAAGAAGCUAUGAAAAUCCUAAAAGGGCAGAUGAGCAGCCGACCAAUGACAGGCCCAUCACCGGUUUCCAAUAUGUCCUACGUCCCAAAGCCUCCUAGAGAGUCCGUGGCUAUGGUAAAACCUGUUCCCAGCAUCAAGAAUAAGAAGAUUGCCAGCCAACUGCCCGUCAACCACGUCAGGCCAACCACGGCUCCUCCAGUGUCGGUCUCACGGGAGUUGUCGGAGGAUCAGGAGAACAUCCAGACUCAGCUUCACCGGCAGUACAGCGAGGAGUACUACACCUACAGCAAUGUGUCCUGGAGGAUCUACAUCCGGAAAGAGGUGUUCUAUCCCAGAGACAGUUUCAACAACCCUCUCAUCUUGGAUCUGGUCUUUAAGCAGGUGGUCAAUGACACCCUGUCUGAGAGCUGCAUCAGAAUCACCAAGGAGGAGAGACAAAAAAUGAGAUCCCUGCUGGCUGAAUAUAGGAUAGACUCCAUUAACGCCAUCACUGAUGAGUCUGUGAAAAAGAAGAUUGUGACGGCCGCCCGAGAGGAGUGGGAAGUGUAUUUCUCCAGACUCUUCCCAGCCGCGGGUAGUGUUGGCACCGGUGUACAGAUUCUUGGUGUUUCUCACAUCGGGAUAAAGCUCCUGAAGAUGCUGAAGAGCGGCGGCAAUACACCCGAGCAACUGAGAGUCCUCCGCAGCUACAGUUACACAGAUAUCAUGUUUGUGACGGUGCUGUCUAAGAACAUGCUGGAGUUCAACCUGACCAGUGAGAAGCUGAUUCUCUUCUCCUCGAGGUCCAGCCAGGUGAAAAGUAUGAUAGACAGCUUUCUGAUGGAGCUGAAGAAGGACUCCAAUUAUGUGGUGGCCGUGCAGAAUUACGUGACGGAAGACAAUAGUAUCCUGAGUUUCCAUAAAGGAGACAUCAUCCGCCUGCAGCAUCUAGAGGAGCUACAGAAAGGCCAGAACUAUGGCUGCGUCGUGAGGAAGAAAGUCAUAUAUUUGGAGGAGCUGAAACGUGGCAUUCAAGAUUUUGGUUGGAAGUUCGGCGCCAUCCAUGGUCGGUCAGCGCUGUUCCCGGCAGAGUGCGUGCAGCCGGUCGCGGCUCCGGAUUUUGUGAACCUGCCCGCCGACAGGAAGGGGGAGCAGCAGAACAGGCAGAGCCGAGCGGCGGCAUCGGCGGCGGUGGCCGUAGCUGUUGCGUCGACAGCUGUGGCUCAUGAAUUUGACAAGAAGACAGAUGGUUCACCCACUCCCAGUGAAUAUGCAGAAAGUCUGGAUGAGUACACCGACCCGUCCACCUCCGAGAUUGUGUUACAGGGCAGUCCAUAUAACAUGGCGGAAUUUGCCAAGAAGUACUUCCGGGAGGGUCAGAGGCUAAUGGCUCUGGAGGAGCAGGAGAAGAAGGCUUCAGGAGAUUCCUCCAAACCAGGCUCAAAGAAGAGCAGGGAGUCCAGAGAUCCAGCUGAACUGCUGAAAUUUACCAAGAACCCCAUACAGGAAUCCCUCAUUGAAUUCAGUGACAGCAGCAUGAACAGAAUCGCCUCUGAACUCUUCCUAGCUGUGAUGAGGUUCAUGGGAGACGCUCCUCUGAAGGGUCAGUCUGAGCUGGAUAUGGUCACCACCGUCUUGAAGAUAUGCGGGGAACACGAGGUGCUGAAGGACGAGAGCUACUGUCAGAUCAUAAAGCAGAUCACGGAGAACUCCAGCACUAAGACGGACAGCUGUCAGAGAGGCUGGAGGCUUCUAUACAUCCUUACAGCUUAUCACAGGUGUUCAGAGGUCCUAAAACUGUACCUGUUCAAGUUCCUUCAGGACACGUGCAGAAGCCCCGGGCUGCACUUCCAAGGGAUAGCAAAAGCCUGUGAGCAGAAUCUGCGCAAAACCUUGUUGUAUGGAGGGCGCUGUGAAUUCCCCAGUGCUAUGGAACUCAAAGCCAUGGUGGCCGGGAGAAGCUCCAAGAGACAACUGUUCCUCUUACCUGGAGGAAUUGAGCGACAUCUCAAAAUAAAAACAUGUUCGGUGGCCUUUGAUGUCAUAGAAGAGAUCUGCACUGAGAUGGGGGUGCACAGAGACGAGGCCUACCAUGAAUAUGCCAUCUUUGCUGUUACCAACCGGGGUCAGAAUGUAAGACCUCUGAAUAGGAAGGAAUACAUCCUGGAUGUUUCAGCUGAAAUGGAGCAGACUGAUAGUAACUACAUGUUCUGGUUCAGAAGAAUCAUCUGGGCUCAGCCACUAAAGUUUGAGAAUGAGCUGUAUGUGACCAUGCAUUAUAACCAGGUCUUACCAGAUUACUUGAAAGGAUUGUUUAAUGUCUUCACUCAUGCUAAGCCCACCGAGCAACAAUUCCAGCAGAUUUCAAGACUGGCGGCCUUACAACACCGCGCUAAGGAUAGUGUUUACCUGCCUACCGCGCGUGAAGUCCAAGAUUACAUCCCCAACCAGUUUUACAAGUCGGUGAAACCUCAGUCGUGGUUGAAUAUGGUGAUGCAGCACAUGCAGCAGAUUCAGCCUCUGAGUCCUCACCAGGGAAGGGCUCAGUUCUUAGGUUUGGUCAGUGCCUUCCCCAUGUUCGGCUCUUCUUUCUUCUACAUCCAGAGCUGCAGUAACAACAUGGUCAUCUCCCCGUGUAUCCUGGCGAUCAACCAGAAUGGACUGAAUUUCCUGAACAAAGAAAACCAUGAUGUGGUGGUAACAUUCCCUCUGAAGGACAUCCAGAGCACCAGGACUCAGCGUCCGGCACCGGGGUUCAGUUACCCGUAUGUGGACAUAUUGUUGGGUGACAUGACAUCACAACGGAUAACACAACUACAACUGGAACAGUGCAUCAGCUUUCAGCAUAAAAAAGCAGCAAUGCAUGUAGUUCUUAUGAAGCAAUACUUCUCCGUGCACAUUGUCCUGGGACACACCACAGUCAUUAUAGAGAGUUAG